Molecule: messenger RNA, 369 nt
Organism: Lottia gigantea (owl limpet)
Lineage: Eukaryota; Metazoa; Mollusca; Gastropoda; Lottiidae
Exons: 3
Coding region: 1-369 (122 amino acids)
Source: RefSeq, a predicted model, not a curated record
AUGACACCGAAAAUAACCAGAGCAUAUGAAAACAAAGAAUACCCUGAGAGAUGUCCAGUGAAAAUGUAUGAAAAAUAUAUGAGCUUGAGGAAUACAGUCCCUUAUUUCAAUAUUCAACUACUAAAAUCACAGUUAUAUAUUGUAAAGAUAAUAAUCUAUACAGUCAUCUAUUAUAAUCUUGUUAAAAGUCCCAUUUCCCAUAUCAAAUCACUUGCAUAUGCAUACAAAAAAUUCCAGGUGUUAGGUUGGUUACGAAUUCUCUUGUGGGAGCUGCGUUAUUUUCAGUUAACUCUGUCUGGAAUUGCAGGAACCACGGGUAUCGGACAAAAAAUUGGAAUGUCCAAAAUAGAACUCAAAGGUGUUCAAUAA